Messenger RNA from Mycena citricolor, 1535 nucleotides. Lineage: Eukaryota; Fungi; Basidiomycota; Agaricomycetes; Agaricales; Mycenaceae. The record is from the annotation of a GenBank genome assembly.
UUGGAAGACGGGGCCAGAAAACCGACAUACAUAGGGGCUUGCUUUGUUCUUUUCGGCAAAUUUCGAGCGGACAGGCCCGGUCCCACCGUUGGUGGAUACAUUCAUGCGUUGAAGAAGAGAUGCCAUGAGCGAAGCAGGGAAGAGGUAAUGUUUGGCCGAUUGUUUGGCGCGUACACCUACGCGCUCUUUAUUGAUCAAUGUAUUGUAAGGUGCUUUCCAUCGUACUAGGCACCGUCGACACUCCCCAUGCCAGACGCAGCGAAGAAGGGGUUUCCGCCGUUCGCGCCAGGUUCACCCAUUCCUGUCCCAGGAUCCGCCAUAGAUGCGUGUGUUGUCGUGAUAUGCGAUGUUUUGAACUGGGCAGGAGGCCCACUCCCUGAAAUCCCUCCGGCAGCGCAUGGCAUGCUGACUGUGCGACUAUUACUUCAGAUAGGACGAGUAGAGAAGGUAGUGUCUUUUGAUGGCUCACAGGCGAAUGAAUGCUACGGUUCGCGCCGCCACGGGUCUCUUUAUGGCUCUCACCAAGAGGGUAUCGAAACACAUCCGAACAUUGUCGCUCUCAUGGACAUGACUGGCCCAGGCUUUCUGAAACUUCGAGCAGACACACAUAAGUUGAUCGAUGUUCUGCCGCUGUACCUCAUCUAUGCUCUGACCCGACUGCUUCACUACUCUUUUACUAGGGGAUGCCCGAUGGUCAUCACGCAUCGUUUCGACUCUGCGAGUUUCUACGUGGCAGCCGCAUUGCAGUACAAGCUCAUGAUCUGUCUCGUUGUCCCUCCUAUUCUGGUUGUUCCGGUCCGUCAUCCUUAUGGAAGAACACAAGCUAAGGAGCAUCACAGUUCUCUUUUUGGGGCCGCGCCAUCGUCCCCACAUCUCUUCGAGGCUGCAAGUUGGAUUCAUGGCCAAUCCCUUCCUUCUGAACCCGUCUCCUCAGGUCAGGCGGUGAUUCACCAGAAAACAGCUUGGUCAGAACUUAUUUCCAAUCACUCAAGAUUGGAAUCCGCCCCAGCAUUAUUUGCCUAAACGCUCGAUCACGCUCACCAGGUUACAUUUGGACUGAGACGUCCCCAACGAUUGCUUUGUUGCCCGUCGAAGAUUCGGAACACAGGAUCGACAGCACGGCCCCUGCUGCCGGAUCUCGAGACGCGGUUGGUCAAAGGUGACGAGGGUUAUUCAGAUGUCACCCUGGUGAAUUGUAGGUUCGCGGGACUACAGACGUGAAGGGGUAUCUCAAUAACUCGUCCGCCACCCAGCACGCCAGUACAGACGACUGAUGGUUCAAGAUCGGAGGCGUUACCAUCCGAGACUCGGAGGGAAUUUGCUUCAUUGCUGUCAGACGCAAAGAAUCGUUCCUGUACAAGGUGUGCGUGCGUGUAGUUUAUAAGUUUACAUCCGAUUGUAGGGUUUUCAAAAUCAAGCUCUGCCAGUACCUCAAACUGUUUGGCCCAAGUGCUGCGCUAGUCCCGCCAGCAGAACUGAGAAAUAUUCUCACGGACCAGUGCGAGAUCGCAGAUGCGCCGUCAAUGGGCUCGAAA